Molecule: messenger RNA, 756 nt
Organism: Puccinia triticina
Lineage: Eukaryota; Fungi; Basidiomycota; Pucciniomycetes; Pucciniales; Pucciniaceae
Exons: 8
Coding region: 1-756 (251 amino acids)
Biological process (GO): ubiquitin-dependent protein catabolic process
Cellular component (GO): proteasome core complex, alpha-subunit complex; nucleus; proteasome core complex
Source: RefSeq, a predicted model, not a curated record
AUGACCUCGAUCGGAACUGGAUACGACCUAUCAGCCUCAACCUACAGUCCAGACGGCCGAAUAUUCCAAGUCGAGUAUGCCAACAAGGCCGUAGAAAACUCAGGGACGGUGAUCGGGCUGAAAUGCAAGGACGGAGUCGUACUUGCGGUCGAGAAAUUAGUCCAAUCGAAGCUAUUGGUCCCAGGGAGCAACCGAAGACUACGGACGGUAGACCUCCACAUCGGCCUCGCAACGGCCGGUUUAUUGGCUGAUGGAAGACAGCUAGGACAUCGGGCUACAGCAGAGGCCGCAUCCUACAAGCAAAACUACAACGACCCGAUCCCGAUCAAAAAACUCGCCGACCGGAUGGGCCAAUUCUGCCAGGCAUACACCCUCUACGGGAGUGUCCGUCCCUUCGGCAUCUCGGCGCUCAUCGCGGGGAUCGACAAGGACGGCUCGCCCGACCUGUUCUGCCUCGAGCCUAGCGGGGUCUUCUGGGGUUACCGCGGCUGUGCGAUCGGUAAGGGACGAACUCUCGCGCGAACGGAGAUCGAGAAGUUGAAGUUGGAAGAGAUGUCCGCGCGUGAAGCGGUCGAACAUGCCGCCAGAAUAAUACACAUGGUCCACGACGAAGUGAAGGACAAAGACUUCGAGCUGGAGAUGUCGUGGAUCUCGGUCUCUGAGACUAACUCCAAGCACGCCCCCGUCCCUCAACCGAUCAUCGAGGCCGCCGAGGUCAAGGCUAAAGAAGCCCUCUCCUCUGAAAUGGAAGAUUGA